AAGUCUAUGGGUAUGGACAGCGGCAGACAGUCGUUUGUUUACACUUGUUGCAAUGGCGACCAUCACUGAACUGAAGUGCGCCGUGAGGGAAACGCUGGAGUCCCGUGGUGUGCUGGGCCAGCUCAAGGCUCGCAUCCGGGCAGAAGUGUUCAGUGCCCUGGAUGACCAGCGUGAACCUCGUCCGCCACUGUCCCAUGAAAACCUCCUCAUCAACGAGCUAAUCCGGGAGUACCUGGAGUUCAACAAGUACAGAUACACUGCCUCAGUACUAACAGCAGAGUCAGGUCAACCUGAAGUUCCCUUGGACAGACAGUUCCUGGCAAAAGAGCUGAAAGUCACAGAGGAUACAAGCUCCAAGUCUGUGCCUCUUCUCUAUGGCUUGGUGUGCCACUUCGUGAACAGCAGUGAUAAUGGUGGAAAGGUGUUUCUGCGGGGUGCGUCUCUGCCAGCUGGUGCUAGUGCCAGCAACACAGUACCUGGACAUGACACCUAGAAGUUAAUGCAUGAGUCCUGGAAUAAAACGAUGCUUCUACACUCCAAUUAUGAAAUGUUGCAGCAUCUUGUUGGAUUUUAAUCCUUUUCUCCAUGAUUUUUCACCGUUCUCUCACCAGAGUGUAAUCAACAGGCAUUACAGCAUGGACUAUAUUCCUUCUGCUGAGCUGAUAAAAAAGGCACAAAGCCUUUGUAUUGCUUUAUACUGUAAGUUGCCAAUGAUUCCAGAUGGCCUUUUUUUGUUUAGGUUUUUAAUAGCUGCCUUUACCAAUAGGUUUAGCAUCAAUCCAUAUUGCUCAUUCUCUGAAUAAUUCAGAAAAAAAGUUUAAAUAUCAUUCUAGAUGUCUUCUCUGUUUGAAUUUACAAAUGUUUGAUACUUUUAUAUUGUGUUUUAGUUGUUGAACAAUAAACGUUUCAUAUUUAUGCACUACGGUGAAUCAAAA
Messenger RNA from Micropterus salmoides (largemouth bass), 935 nucleotides. It is a transcript of the gene cep20, whose product is annotated as centrosomal protein 20. The coding region runs from base 53 to 493 and encodes 146 amino acids. NCBI's taxonomy places the organism in Eukaryota, Metazoa, Chordata, Actinopteri, Centrarchiformes, Centrarchidae. The transcript is spliced from 4 exons. The record is from RefSeq and is a predicted model, not a curated record. Gene Ontology annotation, molecular function: protein binding. Gene Ontology annotation, cellular component: centrosome; motile cilium; ciliary basal body. Gene Ontology annotation, biological process: cilium assembly; microtubule anchoring.